Molecule: messenger RNA, 4007 nt
Organism: Contarinia nasturtii (swede midge)
Lineage: Eukaryota; Metazoa; Arthropoda; Insecta; Diptera; Cecidomyiidae
Product: inactive ubiquitin carboxyl-terminal hydrolase MINDY-4B
Exons: 10
Coding region: 44-1210 (388 amino acids)
Biological process (GO): protein K48-linked deubiquitination
Molecular function (GO): K48-linked deubiquitinase activity; cysteine-type deubiquitinase activity
Source: RefSeq, a predicted model, not a curated record
ACUCAAUAAAGACAAACGUUUUUUCUCUGAUUCUCGCUCGGAAAUGGCUACUCGUGCCAAAUUAAUAGGAGGAACACCGAUAACUAAAGAACAGGCGAUUGAGUUGAGAAAAUGUGUUUUUGGAUCGUCGGCAGCACCACCCCGCGGUGAAUGGACACGAACGCCAAUUUUAUUUGGCUCUUAUAAAGAAGAACAUCCGUACGGAUUACGCAGUCCCAAAAAUGCCAGCAGAGGAUUACAAUCCGUUUUACAAGCGUACAUCAUGAAACACUUUUUGUUUAGCGUACGUCCACGUGAAAAAAAAUCGGUGCCCAUUGAAGUAUUGUUAAAACCGACAGACAUUCAACAAAAUGAUGCUUUGAUUACUGCAAUUUCGGAAAUUCUAUGGAAUAUUGGGGAAAAAUCAAAAGUUGUAGUUGUAUUAACUGGUGAAACCAAUCUCAUACCACACAGUCAUUCUUACUUUCAAGAUUCUGUAACAGAAAAGCUUUUAAUUUUCGAGUUCAUAACACUUGAGAAUUUGGAAAUCUUUGUAAAAAGAUACCUUUAUUUUUUCUGUGAAGAGAAUGGAGCAGGUGCAUUGCUAUUUCUAUAUAGUGCAGUUUUGACUCGUACUCCAGCAAAGAUAAUAACAGAUUUGGAUGGGCCAAAGGGCACAUAUUUAAUGGGGACUGCUGAAGAAGGCUCAUUGAAUAUUGUUACAUUGCUACUAACUGGAAGGGCGACACCAUACUUACACAAUGGAGUCAUUUACGUCGGAGACGAAGAUCACUAUGCGUUGCCACAAUUUGGUAUUUUGUCUCGGUCACCAGUGGGUUUACUUAUCUUGGAAAAUGAAAGUCAUGCAUCGUCAAUUCUAUCGCGUCAGCCAGGUUCAAGGUUAAAAACACCUGGUCUUCCCAUUUGGAUUUCAUUGAUUUGUGGACACUAUGGCGUUAUGUUUAAUUCAAAUCGUGAAUUACUUCGAAAUUAUCAUGCUGAAAAGCGAUUUGAAUUGCAUUACUAUACUUGCGCAGGAAACUACUUGUCGAUGACUGUUGACAAUCGUAACCAAGCUGAAAAUGAUUCAAACAAUGCGAGUAAUGUACCAACCUCAUCUGUUUCUCGAGAUGACGGAACAUCGGCUCUCAUAAGCCGUUUGAUUCACACAAAAUGGGCUGAUGCAAAGAUAACCAUAAAAGGAUCAGCUUCAUCAUCAUUAUUGAUGUAGUUUAAUAGCAUGUUAGUAGUGUGAAAAAGCGGGUUUAAUCCACGUUUAUUAGUAUUAGUGUACACAGACACACACACGCACACACCUAUUUUCUCUCUCUCUAUUUUAUUCAUACACGUGUGUGAAAACCGGUUUAGAUCACUCCCACAAAUGAAUAUUCUCUCACUCUCUCUCAACAUUAUCGUAACGUUGUGAAACUGUGCACAAGUUAUUUUUUUCAACAAGAAAUUACAUUCUGAAAGUUUGAAGACAUUUCAAUGCAAAUUAGGGGUACCUCACAUACAUUUUUUUUAUUUUUAAGCAAAAAUCGACCUUUGUUUUGUUCGAAAUUGCUUCAAACGUUUACAGUCUCAUUUUUUUGUGGAAAAAAUAACCUGUGCAAAGUUUCAAGUCAUUAUGAUUUCAUUCAGAUAUAGCUUUCAUACAAAAAUCCAAAUUUUCGAUGACUUUUGUAUGAAAAGUGUACUAAAUAUUAUUUGAAUCGUAAAACUAACUGCAUAUUCGGCGACAUCUCGCCCAAAACAUACUUAGACGUUAUGAAAUAGAUUUAAAAAUAAGAUCUCUUUUUGAAAUCUGUGAAAUUUCUGCAAAAUGGCCUAACAGUUCUGGAGCUCACACGUAGAACUUCAAAAUUAUAAAUAUUUGGAGAUAGCAAAAUAUUUCGUUUUUUUCUCAUGGUCAGCAAAAUAACUUUCUAGAAAAUAAUGGUGUAUUUUCCUUCCAUGUAUUAGUAAAAAUGUAAGGAAAGUCUUUUGAUGAACAAAAAUUGAUGCUUUGUUUCCCUCUUUAGACGCAUCUGUUUCAUUCCAUGCAUCCAAUAUGAAAGUGAAAGAAAAAUAUAUAUUCACCAAUAUGCAUUCAUUCCAUGCGAAAUUUAAAAAUAUUUGUAAUUUUAUUGAAAGUGAAAAUUGAAUUUUAUUGAUAAUUGCUCAAGAUCAUGAUCAAUAAGAGAAAUUCGUAUGGAAUGAACGUGUAAAAAGCACCCUCAUUUUGAAAAAAACAGAUAUUGCCAAAACAUUGUAUUUGCGAAAAAAAUGGUAAUCUGCGUUUGAUUACACCACAGCAAUAUGAUGAAGCUGUCGUAGUUGAUCAACCAAAUUUUCCCGGUUUAGCUCAAAAAAUUUUGACUAAAAAUCGAGAAGUAAUUCGUCAAAUGAAUCCAAUGCCUGAGUGCAUAAUGGCCAAACCAGAUCGACUUGCCAUCGAUGCGAUCGAUUUGAUUCGUGAUAUGUCUCUUUGAAAUGCCGCCGCUAACAAUGGUGAGAACAGACAAAAAGAACGCUGAAGAAACGACAAAAAAACCGAACUGCAAAAUUUUACGAAAAAGCACAAAACUUUACGAUCAUAAUUCGAUGAUUGCUGGAAAAAUUAAAUAAACAAAAAAAAGUAUCUUUUUUGUGUCAAAAUUCAAGUCAAUUUUUAUUAUAACUGUUUUAGAGACAAUUUGUGCAAAGUUGAUUUAAUCAUUUUGAUUUUGAAUAAAUGUUGUGCGCAAAAAAUCAUGAACAAAAAAAAUAUUUAAAAAAAUAUAAAGCACAGGGGAAUUAAACAAGAAAAAUGUGUCACAUGAUUAGAACUACUAGCUAGUUGUUGGUGUCAAUAUCAUUUUCGUAUGGUUCCAAUAGAGCAGCUUGGUUGUAUACUGGGGCGUCAAUUUUUUGCCAUGAUAGUUUACCAUUUCGUUCUACAUAGUAUUGUAUACAACGGCUCGUACCGAAAUUAUACCCAAACUGUCACACUGCUAGCGCCACGACGGAAUUCAGUGUAAUUUACAUCAAGUUGCCGCCAAAUAGUGAAAAGACUUUUGCUCAGUUGCAAACAACAGACUAGAACUUCAUAGUUGUCCGUAGUGGCGCUAGCAGUGCUACAGUUUUGCAUUUUAUACAGUCUCUUCUGGGGCAUAAUUUCGGUGUGCAAUGGCUUGAUCUAUCGACUUCUACAGAUACAUACAAUCGACAUUUGAUGAUUGGUUUAAUUUUUCCCCAACAUUUUUUUUUUUUGAUUGCGAAAAAUUGCCUCCUUCUCUAUGCGCUUUUGCAGAACCGAAAUAGUGAUACAUCGAUGACAAAUUUUUCAGGAAUUCUUCCAUACAGAAGCAAUCAUAAACCAUACCAAAUCUUCCUUCUCCAUCUGGCUGAGGUUGGAAAUGUUGGCUGAUGUGAAAUGCGUUGUUACAUCCGAAGAAUUGUUCGAAUAUUUGGGUAUCUUUUUGGGAAUUUAUUAAAAUAGUGACCUAAUGGCUAUUUAUAUGGAAAGAGAUGUUUGUUUAAACGUGACAAACUGAUUAAAUGAUAAAUUUGAUAAAUGCAAAGUAAGAGAAACGUGUCUCAAAAGGUGUUCACAAUCAGUGUUGGGACUUAGAUACGAUAGAUAUAGAUAUUAUGAUGUUUUACGAAAACAAUCUAUAUAGAUAUAGAUAUGAUAUCUAAAAUGUGUAUCUAGAUCUAUCUAGAUCUAUCUUUAUCUAAUAUCUAUCUAAAAAAAAUAGAUAAAAAAUUUAAAAUGAUACGACGAUGAUGUCUUCUGUUCGAAUUCGUUCGAAUUUUAUUUAAAACCACGUUAUCAUCUUCAGGUGUAGUUGAAAGACUUUUAAGUCGAUCGUCGUUAAUUUUUACGCCCAGAUGUAACAAGAUUAUAUCGUCGAAUUUCGAAUACAGCUUAUUUAUCAGCUAUAAUAAAACACUAUUAAAUAAUAAAACGUAAUGAAAAACUAUAAACUCUUAUAUUAAUACGACGAUAAUGAAAUGUAUUUUGUUCAAUUGAUAAAAAUCCAAAUAUAUUAUAAAAAUAAUUAACU